GGCAACAUUAAUCUAUGGCUCUUGUUCAAUUCAUUUCCGCCAUUGUUUUGGCCUUUGUUACUCUUCCAUCUUUGGCUCGAGCAACGACGACCCAUUUUGUAGGUGAUCACUACGGUUGGGCCCUCAACUUCGACUACGCGGCUUGGGCUAAGGGUCGUCACUUUUAUGUCGGAGACAAACUCGUUUUCAAGUAUCCAAAGGGGUAUCACAACGUCUAUAAAGUAGAUGGCUAUGACUUCGAGAAAUGCAAAGUUCCACAACUCAAUGGAGCCAUGGACACCGGCUACGACGUUAUAACCCUCACAACUCCGGGAAGAAAGUGGUACAUUUGUGGCAAAGCCUAUGGAAAACAUUGCAUGAUGGGCCAAAAAUUGUUCAUCUAUGUCAAGCCUAAACCAUAUAUGCCACCAAAACCACCAGUUGGUCGACACCCUAUACAUCAUUUUGUUGGUGAUGCUUUUGGGUGGAAGUUCAAUUUUGAUUAUGCAGCUUGGGCUCGUGGAAGAGACUUUAGAGUCGGAGACUCUCUUGUGUUCAAGUACCCACGCGGAUAUCACAACGUCUACAAGGUGAGCGGGCCGGAAUUCAAUUAUUGCAAGGUGCCUCAGGCGACCGAGGCUCUGACGAGCGGAUACGACGUCAUAAAGCUGACGUCACCAGGGAGGAAGUGGUACAUUUGCGGCAAGGCCCACGGCAAACACUGCCAAAUGGGCCAGAAGCUCUUCAUCUUUGUGAAGCCGUGAUAAUUAAUUAAGUCAAGUCUCCUUUCAUAGUGAUGGAGUAUUACAUAUUAUGCAAUGCGUGUCCCCUUGUUCUUGUUCGUG
Molecule: messenger RNA, 824 nt
Organism: Asparagus officinalis (garden asparagus)
Lineage: Eukaryota; Viridiplantae; Streptophyta; Magnoliopsida; Asparagales; Asparagaceae
Product: lamin-like protein
Exons: 3
Coding region: 15-743 (242 amino acids)
Cellular component (GO): plasma membrane
Molecular function (GO): electron transfer activity
Source: RefSeq, a predicted model, not a curated record